AUGAAAGCAGAGGGAGAAGAACCAGAACAAGAUACUAGUAGUAGUACAAGUACAAUGGCAAUGACACUGUCCCCCCAAGUCCAGACCUAUGUGUACAUGGUAGUGUUUUUCUUGGCCAUGAUUGGUCAUGAAGUGGCACUGGAAGCAGCCUCAGACUCUUUUUCUCAGUUGGAUGCAUUGGCCAGUGCAGUUACUUGCUUUCAGAUGAGUUUUUGUGUUUUCUUGCCAUUGAUCCUCUCCAAGGGGGAAGAUUUGGAACAUUUUCCAAAAACAAAACCAGAAAUUUUGCCCUAUGUUCGGUUGUCCCUCUUUGUCUUUGGGGCCACGGGUCUUUCCACACAGGCGGUGCGUUACGUGACUUAUCCCACCAAAGUGGUCUUCAAAAGUGCCAAACUCAUUCCCACCAUGGCAGUGGCUACUGUCUGGCAAGGGCACAAAUAUUCCAAGCUGGAAUAUCUGGCUGCAUUCUUGCUUUGUGCUGGGGCUGCUGGCUAUUCCUAUGGCAGUGGAAACAACCACAAUGACAAUGACAAUGACACUGCAUUCUCUGCGGGAGCUGCAUGGGGCAUUGCCUUGUUGAUAUCAAGCAUUAUCUGUGAUGCUGUUGUCCCCAAUUACCAAAAGUUGAUUUUGAACCAGGGAGUAGCAGCAACACAGCUCAUGAUCAAUACCAAUGCAGUGGGCACACUGGCCGUUUUGGCAUACAUGUUGCUCACAGGCCAACUCUUUGCCAUUAUUGCUACUUGCAAUGCCCACCCAAAACUUAUCCUAUAUUUGACAGGUGUGGGGAUUGGACUCUCUACUGCCGUUUGGGCAUACACCAAGCUCAUCCAGGCAACAUCCUCGGUGGUGGCAGUAGCUGUUUCUACGCUCCGCAAGGUUGCGACCAUAUUCUUGUCCUAUAUCAUCUUCCCCAAGCCGCUUCUCACUAUUCACAUUUAUGCGGGGUGUUUGGUCCUACUUGGGAUGGUUCUCAGCAGUGUGGCCAAAGAAAGAGCCACUGCGGCCAAGCAUCCACACGGCAAUAUUAUUAAUGCACAACACAAUGAUAAACCAGAGACCACAAACGGAGAAAAACACGAAGCCUAA
Molecule: messenger RNA, 1089 nt
Organism: Seminavis robusta
Lineage: Eukaryota; Bacillariophyta; Bacillariophyceae; Naviculales; Naviculaceae
Source: the annotation of a GenBank genome assembly